Molecule: messenger RNA, 704 nt
Organism: Coffea eugenioides
Lineage: Eukaryota; Viridiplantae; Streptophyta; Magnoliopsida; Gentianales; Rubiaceae
Exons: 2
Coding region: 1-396 (131 amino acids)
Source: RefSeq, a predicted model, not a curated record
AUGGCUGAACAAAAGAAAAAGCAACCAGUUUUUACUAAGGUUGAGCAGCUCCGCCCAAUGGCAAAUGGGCUUAAUCUGACUGUAAAGGUUGUAAAUUCAAAGUUGAUAGUUCAGAGGGGUGCUCAGGCGCGCCAAAUGCGGCUUGCUGAAUGCUUGGUUGGUGAUGAGACUGGAAUGAUUAUCUUCACUGCUCGGAAUGAUCAAGUUGAUUUGAUGAAGGAGGGUACCACCGUUAUCCUGAGAAAUGCAAAAAUCGACAUGUUCAAGGGAUCACUGAGGCUUGCGGUGGACAAGUGGGGAAGGGUUGAAGUCACUGAACCUGCCGAUUUUUCUGUUAAAGAAGACAAUAACAUCUCUCUGAUCGAGUUUGAGCUAGUGAAUGUUGUCGAAGAGUAAAUUCCAGCAUGGGAAAGGCUCUUGUGCAAUAGAAGAGCAAAAAUGGUAGUAGCAUAUAUACUACCAUGCUGCAUCAGUAUUAAGGAAAGUAUUGGUUGUAUCCAAGCAAGCUUUCUUCUUCAGCUGAGCAUGCUGCUCGAUGGAACUUGGGUAUAUUGGUAAUCCUGUAGUUAGCCUGUAAGAACUUGCUUUUAUGAGCUUCCUUUCUGGUAACUAUUUGCUUGUGUUAUGACCAAUGUGUCAAAAUUUGGGUCUUGCUAACCUCUUACUAUAAAUUUAUUGCUUAGCCGUGUGCUUCCUUUCUUUUC